Molecule: messenger RNA, 864 nt
Organism: Lodderomyces parapsilosis
Lineage: Eukaryota; Fungi; Ascomycota; Pichiomycetes; Serinales; Debaryomycetaceae
Gene: SUI3
Product: translation initiation factor eIF2 subunit beta
Exons: 1
Coding region: 1-864 (287 amino acids)
Biological process (GO): formation of translation preinitiation complex; translational initiation; formation of cytoplasmic translation initiation complex
Cellular component (GO): eukaryotic translation initiation factor 2 complex
Molecular function (GO): translation initiation factor binding; translation initiation factor activity; mRNA binding
Source: RefSeq, a predicted model, not a curated record
AUGUCUGAUCUAGGUUUUGAUCCAUCAUUAAAGAAGAAGAAAAAAGUCAAAAAGCCAGUCGAUGGCGUUUCCCCAGCACCAGAGAGCAAUGAGUCAACACCAGCUCCUGAUUCAGUGGACGACCUAUUCUCCGGUAUGAAGAAGAAAAAGAAAUCAUCUAAAAAGACAGAUAGCUCAGUAGAGGAUUCCAAAUCACCAAGUGCUGAGGCAGAUGUUGCAGCCUCAUUGGGUGACUUGACUUUGAAAAAGAAGAAAAAAAAGAGUACCAAGAACUUGGACUUGAAUGAGUUUGAACAACAAUUGGAAAAAGCAGGAAUUGAAGAUACGACCAAUGAUCAGAUAGACGAUUCAAUUGCGGGAACCAAGUUGGCUCAAACCGAAGCUGGCUUAUCGUAUGAAGAAUUAUUGUCACGGUUUUUUGAGAUUUUGAAAGAAAACAAUCCUGAACUUGCAGGUGACAGAUCCGGUCCAAAGUUUAGAAUUCCCCCACCAGUAUGUCAAAGAGAAGGUUCCAAGAAAACCAUGUUUGCCAAUGUACAAGAAAUUGCCACUGUUUUACAAAGAAACCCUGAGCAUUUAAUACAAUUCUUGUUUGCUGAAUUGGGUACCUCUGGUUCUAUUGAUGGUGAAAAGAGAUUGAUAUUGAAAGGUAAAUUCCAACCCAAACAAAUGGAGAGUGUGUUGAGAAGAUACAUUAUUGAAUAUGUUACAUGCAAAACAUGCAAGAGUAUGAACACUGAGUUGAAGAGGGAGAGUGCCAACAGAUUGCAUUUCUUGAGCUGUAAAGCAUGUGGUUCAACCAGAUCAGUAUCGUCAAUCAAGACCGGUUUCCAAGCGCAAAUUGGAAGGAGAAAGAAGUUCUAA